GUUCCGCCCGACUGCCCCGCCUGGGAGUGGGGUGGGGGCAGGAGGCGAAGGGGAGGGCUAGGGGUGGGAAAGGGGCGAGCCCCUCUCGCCCAGGAGCCGGCAGAGCCGCGGCAGCGCUGGGGAGCCCGCAAGGCGAGGCAGUGCCAUGCUGCCUUUGUGCAAAGUUGGGCGGCGGGCUGUGCGCCGCGCGCAGGGGCCCCGCACACCCGCGACCGCGCGCAGUGGUGGCUGCUGCUGAGUGGCGGGGGCCUCCCUGCUCCCCCCAGCCCUUGAAGGCGGAGAGAGCUCGCGUCUCACUCGGCUUCAGGGUAAGUCUACCUGUGAGCAAGGUGUUCUGUUCUUCACUUCCAGCAAGCCAGAGUUUUAUAAAUGGAAGCUGACAUGGACUACGAAAGGCCCAACGUUGAAACCAUCAAGUGUGUGGUCGUGGGCGACAACGCUGUGGGGAAGACACGCCUGAUCUGUGCCAGAGCGUGUAAUACCACGCUAACGCAGUAUCAGCUGCUGGCCACCCACGUUCCGACCGUGUGGGCGAUUGACCAGUACCGGGUUUGCCAGGAGGUCUUGGAGCGUUCCCGGGAUGUUGUUGAUGAAGUGAGUGUUUCUCUCAGGCUUUGGGAUACCUUUGGCGAUCAUCACAAUGACAGGCGUUUUGCAUAUGGCAGGUCCGAUGUUGCGGUUCUCUGUUUUUCGAUCGCUAAUCCCAAUUCCCUAAAUCAUGUGAAAACCAUGUGGUAUCAAGAAAUCAAGCACUUUUGCCCUCGCACACCUGUUAUUCUAGUUGGCUGCCAGCUAGAUCUCCGCUAUGCUGAUCUUGAAGCUGUUAAUCGAGCCAGACGCCCUUUAGCAAGGCCCAUAAAAAAAGAGGAUAUUUUGCCCCCAGAAAAAGGUCGAGAGGUUGCAAAGGAACUGGGCAUACCAUACUAUGAAACGAGUGUGUUUGACCAGUUUGGAAUCAAGGAUGUAUUUGACAAUGCUAUCCGAGCAGCCCUGAUUUCCCGCCGUCACUUGCAGUUCUGGAAAUCCCACUUAAAGAAAGUUCAGAAACCUUUACUUCAGGCACCAUUCCUACCUCCAAAAGCCCCUCCACCUGUCAUCAAAAUUCCUGAGUGUCCCACCACCUGGACGAAUGAAGCUGCCUGUUUACUGAACAAUCCUCUGUGUGCAGAUGUACUGUUCAUCCUUCAAGACGAGGAGCACAUCUUUGCACACCGAAUUUACCUCGCUACCUCCUCUUCCAAAUUCUAUGAUCUUUUUUUGAUGGAAUGUGAAGACUCCCCAAACUGGGGUGAAGGAGCUUGUGAGAAAGAGAAGCAGGGCAGGGAUUUCCAGCGGCGGACAUUGAGUCUUGACCCGGAUGAGGAAAGGGAGGAGGGCACCCUGAGGCCACCUCCGGCCGAUCAGUGUACGUCCUCCAGCAAGGGCCUGCUGGAGCCUCUGGGGCUGGAAGCCGAGGUCUCGGUUCCGGAGAUGCAGGCUUUGUCCGGAUGGAGUAAGGGGUUUGUUGGCAUGCACAAGGAAAUGCAAGUCAACCCCAUUUCAAAGCGGGUGGGCCCUGUGACUGUGGUCAGGAUGGACUCUUCAGUGCAGCCAGGCCCUUUCCGAACCCUGCUCCAGUUUCUUUAUACGGGGCAGCUGGAUGAAAAGGAAAAGGAUUUAGUGGGCCUGGCUCAAAUUGCGGAGGUCCUGGAGAUGUUUGACUUGAGGAUGAUGGUGGAAAACAUCAUGAACAAAGAAGCCUUCAUGAACCAGGAGAUUACAAAAGCAUUUCACGUCAGGAAAGCCAAUCGGAUAAAAGAGUGUCUCAGCAAGGGGACAUUCUCAGAGGUGACAUUUAAAUUGGAUGAUGGAGCCAUCAGUGCCCACAAGCCGCUGCUGAUCUGCAGCUGCGAGUGGAUGGCCGCCAUGUUUGGAGGGUCGUUCGUGGAAAGCGCCAAUAGCGAGGUCUAUCUCCCGAACAUAAACAAGAUGUCAAUGCAAGCGGUUUUGGAUUACCUCUAUACCAAGCAGUUGUCACCUACCUUGGACCUGGACCCCCUGGAGUUAAUUGCCUUGGCAAACAGAUUUUGCCUGCCACACUUGGUUGCACUUGCAGAGCAGCAUGCUGUGCAGGAGCUGACCAAGGCCGCGAUGAGUGGUGUGGGCAUUGAUGGGGAAGUGCUCUCUUAUUUGGAAUUAGCCCAGUUUCACAAUGCCCACCAACUGGCCGCCUGGUGUUUGCACCACAUCUGCACCAACUACAACAGUGUUUGUUCCAAGUUCCGCAAGGAAAUCAAAUCAAAAUCUCCAGAAAACCAGGAAUACUUUGAGCGACACCGCUGGCCCCCUGUGUGGUAUCUGAAGGAAGAAGACCACUACCAGCGUGUGAAAAGGGAACGAGAGAAGGAAGACAUUGCACUAAAUAAACAUCGCUCUAGACGGAAGUGGUGUUUCUGGAAUUCAUCACCAGCAGUUGCCUGAGGAGGAAGAGAGAAAAAAAAUCAGUAAUCUGAUGCACCACUUUUACAAGCACUACUGUAAAAUUAGUCUUAUUAUUAGAGAUAAGAUGUAGUUCAGGUUUCAGGCACUGAUCUUCCUCCACUUUUGUGCAUUUAUCUUUGUUAGGAUCAAAGCACAAGCUCACCACCAAUGAGCCUGGACAAAAAGGGAAGCUGACGCUCACUGCAUUCCUUAAACUAAUAGAUCUAUUUUUUUGUUAGGAGGCUUAAUAAACUUUAGUCCGUUAUUUCCUUUCUUUUUAUACAAAGAAAAAAAAAUCCAGCUUUCAUGUCUCAAAUUCCAAACUGGAAAAUAUUUUUAUAUGGUCUCUUGUAUUUUGUUGAAAUGAAAAUACUAUGUAUUACUUUAUUUUACAGGCCACAAAUUAACCAUGAAGUCGUCCUGUGAUUAAGUUGAAACUCUUAGGUCACAUGGCCACCGAGGUAUUACUACAAAUUAGAGGGUUAUCCUUUUGUUGGGAAGGGAAGGGUUGGAAUGAAAUUCCCCAAACUGCAAGUUAGAGAGUGUUUAAUCUUUGUUCUGAGAAUAACGUCAGUAUAAUUACCAAGUCAACUCCAAGAAAUGUGUAUUUACAAUAUUUGCUGUGUAAGUGCUAGUAAUUAUAUGGUUAUAUGUGCCAUGUAAAAUAUAGUGAUAUCAGAUAUUCUAUUGUUUAACAUGUCUAGAUUAAAAAGGAUAAUCUUUAUAAUCAUUAGAAGGGCUUAUUAAAUCCCAGCAUUAUCCAGGGCAAACUCACUGGUGGACCUGAAUACAAAAGAUACAAUUAAAGCAUUGGUGUUUGGAUGGCGGUAUUAGGGUAUAUGUCUUUCAGUAUUCCUUGAUCUUGCCAUGCUCUGCAUACAGAUUCUCCACCGACUUGAACUGAGAUGGACAAGGGACAGGUUCACGGACGCCAUCCUACCGUUUUCAGGCUUGUCACAUCUCACCACCGGAAACAGGCUUCCUCAGGUCUCUCACCUGUGGCCAACUUCACUUUGUAAGAUACGUAUUUUUAAUUCUUCCCAGGGAAAAUUCACAUCGCUGCAGAUGGAGGCUAAGACAGACCCCCUCACUCCUGCCGAAAAUCGGUAGGGCCUGUGAAAGCACAAAGCUGGAGGCUGAGUUGUUCAGGGUCCCUGCAUUCUCCAACAAAGAAAGGAAUUUCUUAUCGCAAGAGUCUAGGAAAUGGUGCUAUUGUGAAUUAGUUCUGACCCUUUGUCUUUCUGAGUUUUCAGUGUUAAAAUAGAAUGUGUUGAGUGGAGAAGAUUUUAAGAGGCAAGUCAACCAUUGCUUCUCUGUAAAUGAACAUAUUACUGCAAGCAUGCAGAGCCUUCUAAGGCUAUAGCUCCAUAACUGCCAUGGGAGGUUGUGUGGCUGGACUAGGGCUCAUUCUGUUGGUAGCUCAACUUACUGAUGCUAAAGUCUGUUGAUUUUGUUUUUAUAUUUUCCAGCUUUUUAGAAGUUGGAAAGGAGACAGUUGAGUCCAAACCCCAAUUUGACAGCCACGUGCAUUUGAAAAUCUCUCUAGAUUACAGAUAGGCAUUUAUUACUGGCCGUAGAACAUACUAGAUGUAAGAGCUUGGAGAGGACCGAAAUGCAUCACCCUCCCAUGACAAAGGAGGGAGCAGUAGACUAGAGAUGGCUGGAAGUGUAUCUACCUUAAUUUUUGGUAAGUAGAGUUGCAAAUCAUUAAAGAAAAGAGAAAGAAGACAGAAUGAGAGGAUAAACAUCAAGACUCAGGAAGAAUUGUCAUAGAUCCCAUCAGAAAAUGGUACAGGUUAAGUUUUCAAUGAGUAGUUAUAGUUGAAUGUAUACAACCAAAGCUCCCAUUUGAUUGUAAUCUUGCCAAAACGUAAUGGACGUAUAAAUGAACCUGGUGUAUAAGCAAUAAUCUCCAUUAGUGUUUGUUAUCAGCUGCUGUGACCAAGUGGCUGGUUCAUUUGGUUGAUGCUGAUUAUGGCCUUUAACCAUGGUGGUUUGUUUUGUGUUUUCUAUUUCACAAAAAGCCAAUAAAAUUGUUUAGUUAUAAAA
Messenger RNA from Trichechus manatus latirostris (Florida manatee), 4509 nucleotides. It is a transcript of the gene RHOBTB1, whose product is annotated as Rho related BTB domain containing 1. The record is from RefSeq and is a predicted model, not a curated record. NCBI's taxonomy places the organism in Eukaryota, Metazoa, Chordata, Mammalia, Sirenia, Trichechidae. Gene Ontology annotation, molecular function: protein kinase binding; GTP binding; ubiquitin protein ligase binding. The transcript is spliced from 11 exons. Gene Ontology annotation, biological process: regulation of actin cytoskeleton organization; establishment or maintenance of cell polarity; proteasome-mediated ubiquitin-dependent protein catabolic process. Bases 370 to 2460 code for a protein of 696 amino acids. Gene Ontology annotation, cellular component: cytoplasm; cytoskeleton; nucleus.